Molecule: messenger RNA, 162 nt
Organism: Sphaeroforma arctica JP610
Lineage: Eukaryota; Ichthyosporea; Ichthyophonida
Exons: 1
Source: RefSeq, a predicted model, not a curated record
UCAGACACAGACGCUCUGUCUACCAUAGACGUAAACGGAUACGUAGACACAUACGACGGCGUGUAUCCACGCGUACAGUCUGAUCCAGAGACGUACACGUACACCGGAAAUAAAUGUGAUAGCACACUGCUAUCUACAACCAAGUUAGCGCGUGUGGCCCAG